GUGGUAAGGUGUGUGUGUGUGUGUUUGGGGGUGGGGUGGGGGCAACGUAGGACUUUCCCAUCUGUGUUCAUAUUCCACAGCAAACACAAGCAGUCAGCUGAUGUGGAAAAGUUCCCUUACCUGCUCUAUCUGGCUGUGAAAAGGGUGGAGGGAUGUUUGACACACUGUAUGAAUGCUUCUGGUCAGAGAGACUAUGGUUGCCUGUGGGCUUAACAUGGGCUGACCUGGAAGACAAAGAGGGCCGGGUCUAUGCCAAAGCCUCCCAUCUUUAUGUGACUCUCCCCUAUGCCUUAGCAUUUUUACUCAUCAGAUACCUAUUUGAAAGAUGGAUAGCAACACCACUUGCAGUUUCUGCUGGAAUCAAGCAAAGAAUCUAUCUGAAAGCUGAGGAAAAUUCUGUCUUGGAAUUCUAUUAUGCUACUCAGUGUCGAAAUCCUGCUCAGGCUGACAUUGAUGGGUUGUCUAAGAAAAGCAGUCUGUCCACAAGACAAGUGGAGCGCUGGUUUAGAAGAAGACGCAGACAGGACCGCCCUGGAAUUCUAAAGAAAUUCACAGAGGCCAGCUGGCGAUUUGUUUUCUACCUGUCUGCAUUUAUUGGAGGAAUGGUAGCACUGCAUGAUAAAGAAUGGCUUUAUGAUACUAGGGAAGUAUGGACAGGUUUUCCCAAGCAGACCAUGCUAGAGUCUCAGUACUGGUAUUAUGUCUUGGAGAUGAGUUUCUAUGGCUGUCUUCUCUUCAGUGUUGCUUUUGAUGUCAAGAGAAAGGACUUUAAGGAGCAAAUCAUCCACCACUUGGCCACUCUGGUCCUCUUAUCAUUUUCCUGGUGUGCCAACUACAUCCGUGUAGGAACACUGGUUAUGCUUAUCCAUGAUGCUUCAGAUGUUUUGCUAGAGUCUGCCAAAUUAUUCAACUAUGCCAAAUGGGAGAAAACCUGCAAAACUCUCUUUGUUUUGUUUGCCAUAGUGUUUAUGGUAACACGACUGAUCAUCUUUCCAUUUUGGCUGAUCCACUGUACUUGGGUUUACCCUGUUCUCUAUUACCCUGCCUUCUUUGGCUACUACUUCUUCAACACAAUGCUGGUGGUCCUGCUUUGUCUGCACAUUUUCUGGGCCUACCUCAUUCUACGCAUGAUCAGGAAAUUUAUGUUUGGCACACUAACCAAAGAUGAAAGAAGUGACAAUGAAGAGGAAGAUGGGGACGAAAGCAGCUCAACACAGGAUGAAGUUGAACAAAGGCACAAGCCUGCCGGACCACUGGUAGCUGAUAAGUAUGACGAGAACGGAGGCACUAGAUCCUUAUCUCCACCAGAGAACAUCUGCUGGUCAAAGACUGUGUGCUGACUCUUAUUCACUACUCUCAGUACAGGACAAGAAUCCAGAAAUAGACUUUGUGUUUUGCUUAUCAAAAAAGACCAGCGAACCAAACAUAUCACAUAUACAUGUAUUAAGUAACACAAGCCAGCUGUUGCCCUCCACGAUAGUCCAUAAAAUUUAGACAAAGCUUCACUUAAACAUUUUAUUCAGAUUUUAAAACUUAAAAAAAGCUCUUGACUACGUGCAACAGAAUUUGAGUUUGAAACAUGCCUCAUGUGAGCAAAACGGAUUCUUACUCAGAGCUGUAUUUAUGUCUGAAAACAAACUCGAUAUGAACACAAGGCCAAGUUUAGAUGUUUUUCAGAUUUAAGUUAAUUAUUUUCCCCUCUUAAAUGUAUCUACUACAAUCCAGUUUUCUAUUAAAUUUUGCAAUACCUACUUUGGUCAACCACACAAAGAUUGCAUUUUUACAAUAAAAGUUUUAAAAUUAUUCCCAUAUUUAAGUUUUUUUUUUAUUGUACUUGUACUGUGUUUUUGGAAAGCAUAGAAUAGAAUUUUAAUAAUGAACACAUUUGGAUUACAUUUUUUCUUUUCUACAAAAAAGAAACCUGUUGGUUUCCAUUCCAAGGUUUAAAAAAAAAGAAAAGAAGAGAGAAUACAAUCAAACAAACCAAUCCCACUAACACUUGGAAUAAUGGUUUAACUUGGGUUGAUAACUGCAGUAACUGUCACUGACCAAAUCAGCCCUUUUAGUAGUUUAGUUUUGUUAGGUAUUCAUUCAAAACACCAAGAAAGGCCACAGUCACCUGAUUAUGGUCAUAACAACAUUUUAGUGUGAGUUUACAAGAUGAACUGUAGGGAAAAAGUAGCAUCCUUGUUACCUCUAUCAGCUUUUCAGAUGUCAUGGUCUUCCUGGAAUCAUAAGCAGCAAGUUCACUGUCUGAAAGAGGUAAGUUACAGAAAAGCAGUUGAGUUUUGAAGCAUGUGUGCAUUAGUAACUCAGGGGAACUGAAAUACAUUACUGAAAUGUUUUGUGUAGGGACUCAUUUUUUACUUAAUUUUAUUUCUCGCCUGUCUUUUUUUUUUUUUUUUUUUUAACAUCUGGUUCUUAUUCAGCGUGACAGUAAGACAAUACCACCAUGAGGCCAAAGAGAAGUAUCGUGUUACUUGUUGUUUCUCCAGUGACUAAAAAAAAAACAAAAAUAAAACCUACAUGGAAAGGACAAAAUGGUAAAGUGUUAUAGGUUUUAGACACAAAAAAUAAAAAUAUUUUUUUUUUUAAUAUAUAUGGUCAAAACCAAAAACCAGAAUCUGUCCAUAAACUGUUGUGUUCAUUUUCUUUUCUUAAAGGAAGUACAUCUUUUAAAAGAUGCAAUUCGCUUCAGUAGUUGAAAUUACAAGUUACAGUGUGCUGGACCUCGAUGUGAACCAGCGGUCUACUUCACAAAAAGGAUGACCCUUAAAGCGGGUAAUACAGUUUUAUUCUACAACAAUAUGACUCUCUUCUUCCGAUGUCUCCCGACUGGAUCUUCUCCUGCACUUCAUUCCCUUCUCCUCUUCCUCUGCCCAUCGAGUUUGUUUUGUGCUGUAACUCAAACCAUAAUCAUAUCGCUGUCAAAUCUGUACCCUGGACUUUUUUCAUAUUUGUUGACUAUACCGUUCAUAGUGUUCUGCAUUGUUCAAGAGAGCAUCAGCAAACUUGUUAAAUUAAAUUUCUGGACAUUGAAGAUCA
This is a messenger RNA of Oreochromis niloticus (Nile tilapia), 3045 nucleotides long. RefSeq names its product ceramide synthase 3a (gene cers3a). Gene Ontology annotation, biological process: ceramide biosynthetic process. Gene Ontology annotation, cellular component: membrane. The record is from RefSeq and is a predicted model, not a curated record. The transcript is spliced from 11 exons. Gene Ontology annotation, molecular function: DNA binding; sphingosine N-acyltransferase activity. The coding region runs from base 153 to 1340 and encodes 395 amino acids. Lineage: Eukaryota; Metazoa; Chordata; Actinopteri; Cichliformes; Cichlidae.